Messenger RNA from Vigna unguiculata (cowpea), 1504 nucleotides. RefSeq names its product Dof-type zinc finger DNA-binding family protein (gene DAG2). Gene Ontology annotation, biological process: regulation of DNA-templated transcription. Lineage: Eukaryota; Viridiplantae; Streptophyta; Magnoliopsida; Fabales; Fabaceae. The record is from RefSeq and is a predicted model, not a curated record. Gene Ontology annotation, molecular function: DNA-binding transcription factor activity; DNA binding.
AGAUGGUGAAGAGAUAUUGAUAGUGUAGUCAAACGAGAGACUUCUCUUCUCUCUUCUCUUCUCGCUUUCUCCUUUUCCUUUGUUGCAUUCAUAAAGUAAGGCUACGCAUAAAGCCACCCCACAAACCAACCAAAACAUUCUUUCUUGCACUAAGGAGCAGUUUCAGACAAACAAGGUGUUUGUUCUCUCUCUUUUGGGGUUUCUGAGGACAUUGGAGUUGUGAGAGAGUGAUGGAGGGGAUGGGUCCAAAUUCAUGUGCAAGGCCAGUUUUAGAGAAGAAAGCAAGACCACAAGAGCAACUGAAUUGUCCAAGGUGCAAUUCGACGAACACAAAGUUCUGUUAUUACAACAACUACAGCCUCACACAACCAAGAUACUUCUGUAAGACUUGUAGAAGGUAUUGGACAGAAGGAGGGUCUCUGAGAAACGUUCCGGUUGGAGGUGGUUCAAGGAAGAACAAGAAGGUUUCUUCAGCAGCAGCAGGAGCAGGAGCAGGAGGAAUCACAGCUUCAUCAUCCUCAUCAUCAUCAUCAAAGCUUCCUGACCUAAAUCCCCCAAACCUCUCUUCACAAAACCCUAAAAUGUUACAUGGUGGCCAGGAUCUCAACCUGGCUUUCCCAGCUAUGGACAACUAUCAUCAUCCUCAUCAUCAUGGCAUCUCCCCUUAUGUUGAGAUGCAAAACAGUGACACCACUCAUCAUCAUCAUCACCAAAACUCUCCUUCUUGUUCUGCUGCUCCAGCCUCUCUUUCAGCUCUUGAGCUUCUGAGGUCCAGCAUGGCAUCAAGGGGCUUGAACCCUUAUGCUCCUUCUUCCUUGAUGCCAAACUCAGGAAACAACAAUGCCCUUUACCCAUCAGGGUUUCCCAUGCAAGAAGUGAAACCAAGCCUCAGCUUUUCCUCAGUUGAUGGGAUGGGAAAUAGAUCAUAUGAUCAUCAUCAGGUCCAAGAGAGGGGUGGCAGAGUUUUGUUCCCUUUUGGAGAUGUCAAUAAGCAGCUUUCUGCUGCAGCAGGAUCAGCUGAAGUGGAACACAGUAAAGAACAACAACAACAACAACCGCAACAGGGAAACUCAUCUGGAUAUUGGACUGGAAUGAUUGGUGAAGGGACAUGGUAAGAAAGAAAAAUGGGAGGACAAAGGAAAAAAAAUAAUCAAGAGAACAUGCAUUAAUAAAUAACAUAUUUUCUUUGUUUUGAUCUUUGAUCUUCCCUAUUUUUCUCUUUCCACAAUAUGGAUAUCGUUGGCCUGAAGUUGUUCAGAACUAACAAUAGGACACACAAGGUUAAUUAUUAUUAUUAUUAUUACUACACACUUCCUUUGUUUAUCUGAGAGAACGUGAGGGUUUUACUUCUGAUCUCGGUUGCUUUUAAAUUACAUAUUAUAUAUAUAGAGAGAGACAUAGAAGAAGAAGAAGUGAAUACUGGGCCUGUUUUUCUCCAUGGCACAUGCAAUUCCUGUAUUCAUUGAACUAUCAUGUGGGAAUGAAGCAUAUGGAUUUGGUUUUA